This is a messenger RNA of Gastrolobium bilobum, 1389 nucleotides long. RefSeq names its product vacuolar-processing enzyme-like. Gene Ontology annotation, molecular function: cysteine-type endopeptidase activity. The record is from RefSeq and is a predicted model, not a curated record. NCBI's taxonomy places the organism in Eukaryota, Viridiplantae, Streptophyta, Magnoliopsida, Fabales, Fabaceae. Bases 1 to 1389 code for a protein of 462 amino acids. Gene Ontology annotation, biological process: vacuolar protein processing. The transcript has 9 exons.
AUGAAUCAUAUAAUCAGCUAUUGGCUUUUUAUGAUAGCCUCAGCGUGGAUGAGUUUGACAGUGACUGUCCAUGGAUAUGGUAACGCUACAACAGGAAAGAAAUGGGCCAUAUUAGUUGCUGGUUCAAAUGAAUACGAGAAUUAUAGGCACCAAGCUGAUGUUUGCCAUGCCUACCAGAUACUAAAGGAAGGUGGCCUUAGAGAUGAAAACAUCAUUGUUUUCAUGUACGAUGAUAUUGCCUUCAAUCCACAAAAUCCAAGGCCUGGCAUUAUAAUCAACAAACCAAAUGGGCCAAACGUUUAUGAUGCAGUUCCCAAGGAUUAUACUGGAGAGGACGUACACGCAGACAACUUUUUUGCCGUACUUAGUGGCAACCGGAGUGCUGUGACCGGAGGUAGUGGUAAAGUGUUGGAGAGUGGUCCAAAUGACAUCAUUUUCAUUUACUAUGUGGACCAUGGCAGUGCAGGCGUAGUCGGCAUGCCAAAUCCUCCAGCCAUUGUGGCCAAAGAUCUAGUAGAUGCGUUGAAGAAGAAAUAUGCCUCUAAAUCCUACAAAAAGAUGGUUAUAUACAUGGAAGCUUGUGAAGCUGGGAGCAUGUUUGAAGGGCUUCUUCCAGAUGAUAUAAACAUAUAUGUAACCACGGCUUCCAAUGCACGUGAGAAUAGCUUUGCAUUUUACUGUCCUGGAACCAACCAUGCUCCAGCCCCGGAGUAUGAUACUUGUUUGGGAGACCUUUAUAGCAUUUCAUGGUUGGAAGACAGUGACAAAAACGACAUGACGAAAGAAACUUUGCAACAACAAUAUGAAACUGUUCGCCGGAGAACGUUAACUGGUGGUGGAGAAAGUGACAGUUCUCAUGUGAUGCAAUAUGGAGAUACAAAGUUCAAGAACGAUUUUCUUGUUACCUAUAUUGGUGCAGACCUCGCCAAUGUUCAUAAAACCUACAACUUCACAAGCAUGGCAAAUUCAUAUAUAUCUGAACCGUCCACUACUCCAACAAGAUUCGUCAACCAACAAGAUGCUCAUUUACUCCAUCUUAGCCUCAAGUUGGAAAAGGCUCUGGAUGAUUCUGAUGAGAAACUAGAAGCUCAAAAAGCGUUAGAAGUUGAACUUGCUCACAGAGACCAUGUAGAUAACAGUGUCCAUCUCAUAGGGGAUCUCUUGUUUGGUAAAGAGAGUAGCUCCACCAAGAUGUUCCAUGUUCGUCCAGCAGGGCAACCUCUUGUGGAUGAUUGGGAUUGUUUUAAGACACUUAUGAAAACUUAUGAGAACCAUUGCGGGAACUUAACAACCUAUGGAAGGAAAUACACAAGAGCCUUUGCUAACAUGUGCAACGCUGGAAUUUCUACGGAGCAAAUGGUUGCAGCAGCAUCGCAAGCUUGUUCAUAG